Ceraceosorus bombacis is the source of this 2414-nucleotide messenger RNA. The record is from the annotation of a GenBank genome assembly. NCBI's taxonomy places the organism in Eukaryota, Fungi, Basidiomycota, Exobasidiomycetes, Ceraceosorales, Ceraceosoraceae.
AUGGCAGCCAACCUGCGAACCCGAUCUACUGGGUGAGAAAGCAGAGCAUCACCGUAUACUGGCCUCGGCUCGCUCCUGGCGCGACCCGACACGCGUUUCCGAGCCGGUCACGAGCAUCGUCUGCGCCAUGAACCCCCUCUUUGGCGAUUUGGCAAGACUCAGCAGCACGCUCACACGAGCUCAAUCGAUCGCUCGAACAGCUCUUGCUGCGCAUACAUGCGCUUGUUGGACUGUCCGCCUACAUCGCACGCGUUCAGGCGCGGCGCCUGCCCAUCGUCGCGAUCCGACCGAGCGUGUUCCGUCGUCGACGUUUCGAAGCACCUCGUCUUCUACCAGCAUUCAGGCGCGCUCAGACUUGACGGGCGCGCGAAGUACAAGCACCACUGUGUGGAGCGCAGCUUGUGGUGCACAACGACGGAGCUACGCACCUUUAUCGAGCCCUGCAAUCAGACCCGCAACGCACAGCUCUUCGGAAGUACAUGCAACACCCGGCCUUCUCAAUAGCAUCGCGGGGCGCGAUUCCGUUCUGCGACUUACAUCGCGGAGAGAUUUGUCGAGCUCAGCGCUGGCUAAAGCCAAGGUGUCAAAGUCGAUCCCCUCGGCAAAGUCUCAGAAGAAGAAAUCGCCCGACAAGGGUGGCAGCUCCAGCGGCGGUGCUAGCGAGUCCACUGCGCCAGAUGGAAGAAAGCCAGCAAAGUCCGCCGUAUCUCAACCUCCUUUGCGACCUGGUUCGAUCAAGUAUCAAGAGGCUUUUCAAGCGGUCAAGAAGCAGAAGCGGGAGAGAGGAGAGGUGGAGGAGACGGAGAAGGAGAGGCCAAAGAAGGAGAAGCCAGAGGGCAAGUUCGAUUGGGUGCAUGAGAUCAUGAAAAAGCAAAAAGUGUUGCGUAAAAGGAAAUACGACGAUUGGGGCGGAGGUAGCGAACUCUCACCACAAUUGGCUCGAUCGAGAAGAGACGCGGCUUGGGAAGAGAUCAGCAAGGAGCACAAGAGGAGGUUGGAGAUACAGCAAAAGGAAUUCGAAGCGGUGGUGGAGCAAAUCGCUUACGACUACCCGCAUAUCGUGGACGAACUGGAUCGAGGCGACAUCAAGCUCGACGACUUUGCAGAUACGCUUCAACUCUUGGAGCACGCUGAGAAAGGACCUUUCCUGGCCAAAGGUAGCUUCAUCACCGCAAAGGGGCCCAGCUGGACCUUUGCCUGGAACUUCACCCACUCUUUCUUUUUUAAAUAUCGAUCCAUGCUUGUUUGGCUUCUCCUUGCCGUCUGGAUAGGUAUCUGGCGCAUGUGGAGAAGAGCUUAUGAGGAUUGGUCGGAGCGCAAAGAUCCUCGACGGUUGCUUUGGAUGAGCAGCAAUAUAUGCUGCUCGAUGGAGAAUUUGAGGAACGGCAAAUAUUGGACAUUGGUCACCGCCAUGUUCAGUCAUAGUGAUUUGCAGUAAGUCUGUGUGCAGAGCUUCAAUCAAAUGACACCUCGGUCAACUCUGCUGACUCGAUCGCGCAAUCACAGGCAUGCUUUGGGCAACUUCGUGGUGCGUGUGGUGUGAUCCUCAAAGCAGUAGAGAUGCACCAGACACUGAUUCUUCCAUCCUCGCGCGCGCCCUUCUACACAGCUCCUGUUUAUCUUUGGACGACCUCUAGUGAGGCUUUUAGGACCGGUAGGAUGGCUCGGUCUGUACUUCACGAGCGGCAUCGUAGCCACUGGUGCCACUGUGGUCUGGGACGAAUACGUGGAUCCGAUGCUUGCCCAAGUGUGCUCUUGGAGGAAUGCCGACGAGGAGCGUCAAAGCGCCCGCCUACUGCACGGUGCUUCCGGUGCGUACAGUGCCCUCUCUUUGGCCAUCUUGAUGACCCAGGAUCUGAUCAAAGCCGUCUUCACGUCACAUCGUUUCUCUCUCAGGUGCCAUUUACGGUAUAGCAACCGCUUCUUACUUUUCCUCGCAACAAGGCAUCGUCCUAUUUCCUCGUCACAUUGUGAGUUUUGACUCGGCCUUUGUCGCCUUUAGACUCCUACGACCCGCUCGAAUACCGAUCGGCAUAGGAGCUGGAAAGCUGAGACGCGCCCCUGCUCGACCCUUUCUACGCGGACGCGUUGAUCUGUCAAGGCAUUGACAAUAACCAACGGGAUGGUCUUGACGUGAGUUCUCUCAUCGACGCGAUGCCUGCCUUGAUCCUUCUGUGUACGCUGACGCCGUCCACGCAUAUCGCACAUUAUUGUCUGCCUCUCCUGCCCAUUCGAUCUCGCCUUGCAGGGCCAUGCUUCUUGGAGCUGGCUAUGGCACUCUUUUCGGUAACUCGAGGAAAGAUUCGCACGUCUCUCACCUUUUUGGCGCUCUAGCAGGCUUCUUGUGGCUGCGCAUGGGUAUGAGCUCCAGAAUCAAGUGGGCUUCCAAAAUUCCAUUGCCCAAGAAGUAUUAG